AUGACUGUUUUGGGAUUUUUCGGAGCUUAUAUUGCAAUAAAACUUUGGGAAAGCUUCAUUUAUUCGCCAAUUCUUGUCACGAAUGAAGAUGUUCAAGUGCGAGAAGUGCCAUUUCCUGCCGUUACAAUUUGUCACCCACAAAGCGUCAUUGACUACAAAGUGGAAGGAUUUUUAAAGGACUUAUCACUUCCACCGAACAUCUCAAGAGAACAAGUAGCGGAAAAAUUAGUCGUCUUAAGCAUGUUCACGGAAUUUCAAUGGGAACCUCCAGAUUACGCCGCCUUAGCAUUGAUCGAUGAGGUCUUGUUACUCAAUAAUAUUUCCGUAUCGACCGCAAUUGAGCGUCUAGGCUCAACUUGCGAGGAUUUUCUGCGUCGUUGUGUCUGGAAUGGCAAAGAAUUCCCGUGUUAUGGCGAUAAUGCAACGAGCAGCUCCUUAAAAUGGCACAAUUCUCAUUCAUUUGUUGGAUCCUGCUGUUCCUUCAAUUACUAUCCAAGUGGCGGAACAUCACUUCAAACGGAUUUCAUGGGCGACGAAGGCGGAUUAAAAGUGGUUCUGACUGGCGGACCACAAAUUAGUGACGGAAAAUCCGGAGUUAUGUAUUCCGAUGGAUUUUUACUCGUAAUUCACCAUCCAAACGAUUUUCCGGUUGAAUCAAACUACGUGACGCUCAUCGAGGAACGUCACGAAUCCUUUAUUCAGGUUUAUGGAACACUUUUUGACUCCACGAGUGAAGUUCUUGGACUGCCAUUCGAUCAACGGAACUGCAUUUUGCCGCAAGACAUCGGAAGACCGUUUUACAGACAACCGGCUUGUGUGCUGGCAUGCGUUCGAGCGAAAGCGUAUGAAAUGUGUGGAUGUCAUCCGUACCAUUAUCCGUCGCCAAAGUUCAAUCCGAGCAUUAAACGGAUCAGAGAUUGUACUGUAAAAGAUGCCGCUUGCUUUGUGGAGAAUAUGAAGACUAUCAUGGAGCUGCAAUGUGUGGAAUGCUUGCCGUCUUGUAACGAUAUUUCCUAUUCCGUUCGGUCCUUUAAAAUUGAGUUGAUGUCUCAUAAUGCGUCGUUUGCACCAAAAUAUAAGCUAAUAUCGGAUCCCGAACACGAAAUUUUGGUGAACGUUUAUUGGGCCAAACAGAACGUAAAUGUCAAUCGACGCAUAAUUGUCGUUAAUUGGGUUCAAAUGUUAGCUAACUUGGGUGGAUGCUUCAACUUGGUCUUCGGAAUCAGUGCAAUUUCUCUAAUCGAGAUCAUCUACGUGUUGACCGUUCGCUUCCAAUAUCGAAUAAAAAAUCAGUUCCAAAGAAGAUUUUGGAAAAGCGAGAGAAUAAAAUUUCUGUUAAACAUCCAAAAUGUCCCCCAAAAGUCAAACAAAUGCUCGAAAAAGUUAAACAACGAAAAUGUAACAAGAAACGUGAAGUGCUGCCAAUUUCUAUAUUGA
Culicoides brevitarsis is the source of this 1437-nucleotide messenger RNA. Its product is annotated as sodium channel protein Nach-like. Gene Ontology annotation, biological process: sodium ion transmembrane transport. Gene Ontology annotation, cellular component: plasma membrane. The record is from RefSeq and is a predicted model, not a curated record. The coding region runs from base 1 to 1437 and encodes 478 amino acids. Lineage: Eukaryota; Metazoa; Arthropoda; Insecta; Diptera; Ceratopogonidae. The transcript has 7 exons. Gene Ontology annotation, molecular function: ligand-gated sodium channel activity.